UGGACGUUGGGGUGGGAGGGAGGUGGUGGGAUUGUGACGUCGUGUUCUCGGGUGUCGGUUGAAAGUGUCAUGCUCGGUGCAGCGGUGCCAGAUUGUGAGUAUGGAGAGUUCGGCAACUCAAGGCCUUCAAGAAUAGGAUCGCUGGAGCUGCGUGUUUCGGUGUUGAGUACGAGGGAUUACACGUGAGCUGCAUUAAUCGGUGGCUUAGAGCCCAAGCUGAUUAGAACUGGUUGCAGAUUAGAAUCGCGCCCGGGUUGUUCCUUCUUACUGAGGUGUCGUUCACGACGAAGUUGGGAAUCGGCCCUCUUCGUCUGACGUUUGGUAUAUGCGUUUUCUCUCCCUUUUGCUGUCAGUGAUAGAGACGGUGGAAUCUGAGUCGAGGACGUGCCGAGUUGGAAAUUGUAGCAUACCCUCACCUCGCAGGUUUCUUGAAGGUUUGGAGUACGGCGAUUUCGGAGGUCGUCUUAUUUCAUCGGCGGUCAGCUCGGCGAACACGGAAGUUGGGGCAGCCGCGUUGAGCGAUGCGUUUGGAUGACUUGGCUCUGUCACGCAACCUAAACGAAGAAACCUGGUAGUAUGUGUCUUCGGGCAUUGAGCAUUUCAGUGCACAAGGGAUCAUUGCAUCUUGAAGAUCCGUGAAGACAGGUCUGAGAAAAUGGGGAAAGAAUCUGCAGCUCCGAAGCUGUCCGCCUCGAAAGGGGCGCAAUCGCCGUCCCGCGAAAUAGCUACAGAGAUAGAUAGCCGAGCUCCACUGUCUCCAAUCCUGGUGAAGCCCCGUAACAAUCUCCCAGCGCAUCAACGACAGCAACACCAAGUGCACUUUCAUCCGACUUCGCAGGUGUCAGGAUUGAAGAAGAACACUCAGAUUCCGCCAUCGACCUCGCUCCGAAUGGCCAAUAGCGCUGAUUACUUGGAAAACGUUACGACAUCUUCGCCGAGAACCACGGAGCAUAAGUUUGCAGCUCCUGCCACCCCGAAGAGCGCAGGCAAGAGGAGGUUCGGGUGGAGCAACACCCGGCAACAUGAGGACCCUUUGCCUGGUUUUGUUGGGCUGAGGUCAGCAAUGGCCAGCAGCUCACCAAAGCAUCAUCGUACUAGAGAUGCAUCUGUGGAGUUUAACAAUCAGUUUUCAGAUACAUCUUCUUCAUCGUCUUCCACAUGCUCAGAUCUCAGCAUUCCAUCAUGUUCGAGCAGCAGCCUAUAUUCGGGAUACACGUCUGCAUCCAGCAAGACAGGCUAUGAUUCUGCAUCUGAAUCCGCGUCCAGCACUCCCAGAAGCACGUCUCGAACCACCCCUGUCAAGAACAUCCCUCGACCAGGGAAGCCCGGGGUGCCUCACUCCGCUGCCCUUGUUCAUAAGGGUUCCCAACGAGGAUUGCUGAACUCGCACUCAAUGAAAGGUGGACUUGAAAAUGUACCUUCUUUUGAACUACAAGAAGAUCCAGAUUUUUGGAACGAUCAUAAUGUUCAGGUCCUAGUGCGCACACGCCCUGUCAGCAACUCAGAGUCAGUAGGGGCGGGAUUUACUAGAUGUGUUCGACAAGACAGUGCCCAUACUAUUACCUGGCUAGGCCAACCCGAGACUCGUUUCACUUUCGAUCACGUCGCUGGCGAGUCUAUUACACAGGAAGACAUUUUCAGAGUUGCCGGUUCACCAAUGGUGGACAAUUGCUUGCGAGGCUACAAUAGUUGUAUGUUUGCAUAUGGCCAGACAGGUAGUGGCAAGACUCAUACAAUGCUUGGAGACAUUGACGAUCUUGAUUGCCAUCCUAGCCACCAACGUGGGGUGACUCCUCGAAUUUUCGAAUACUUGUUUGCUACGAUUCAACAAGAAGUUAUACUUCGGGAGCAAGAACAUUUGCGAUUUGUCUGCAAAUGCUCAUUUCUCGAGAUUUACAACGAACAUAUCACAGACUUGUUGGACCCAUCGUCUACAAACUUACAUAUCCGAGAAGAUGCGAAAACUGGGGUUUAUGUUGAGAACUUGAAAGAGGUUGAGGUUAAAAGUGUACAUGACGUUGUUCAACUUCUUAUCCAAGGAGCUUCCAAUAGGAGGGUUGCAGCGACGAACAUGAACAGGGAGAGUAGUAGAUCACACAGUGUUUUCGCUUGCAGUGUCGAAAGCAAGUGGGAAAGCAAUUCUUUGACCAACAUCAGAUUCGGCCGUCUAAACUUGGUGGACCUUGCUGGUUCAGAAAGGCAGAAGUCUUCAGGUGCGGAAGGUGAUCGCUUGAAAGAAGCGGCGAAUAUCAAUAAAUCUCUAUCUACCCUUGGGUUGGUCAUCAUGAUACUGGUGGAUGUUGCGAACGGGAAAGAGCGCCAUAUUCCUUACCGUGAUUCUAAGCUCACCUUCCUUCUGCAGGAUUCUCUCGGAGGAAAUUCUAAAACAACGAUCAUAGCCACAAUCAGUCCUUCCAAUGUCAAUGCGCUGGAGACGUUGAGCACGCUCAAGUUUGCACAACGUGCGAAGUUCAUUCGCAAUAGUGCCCACGUUAACGAAGAUUCUUCAGGGGAUGUGAACGCACUACGUCGCGAAAUUCAGCAAUUGAAGAAUGAACUCAACAUUCUGAAAGAGCACGGUAUGUCAGCCACCCAAACGAUGGAAGGCGAUCACCUCAACAUAUCGGCCAUGAGUCCCGCUCAAAAACAAAGCUCAAAUAAUCUACAUCACAAGAUUAGGGCUGUAGAGGCUACGCUCGCGGCUUCGUUGAGAAGGGAACAACAGGCACAACUUGCAGCCAAGCAAUACGCUACCGAAGUUGAUCAGCUGCAAUCUCUGGUACAACAACGUGAUCAAAGCACUCAAAGUGGGAGGAUGAUUCUUCGCUUCAGAGAUGAUAAAAUUCGUAGAUUAGAGGCAGUAGUAGCUGGCAAGUUACCAGUGGACUAUCAUCUCCUUGAGGACAACAAACGGCUUGCCGAAGAGCUUGAACUUGUAAAAGCUCAAGUUGACCGUAAUCCGGAGCUCACCCGCUUUGCUAUGGAUAAUAUUCGACUUAUGGAACAAGUUCGAGGAUUUCAAGAAUUUCACCAGAAAGGAGAGCGUACUAAGAUGAUGGAGGAGAUCGCAAAUCUUAGAGAUCAGCUAUUGGAGAUGACGGAAGCAAAACUGACUUUGGAACAGGGUGCCAUUGCCCUCUCUAAUUCACAGGCUGAUAAGUACCGCAAGGAACUAGAGAUAUGCUGUAACGACUUAAGCACAUGCUUAGAGAUCAACUCGACAUUGACGAAAGAAUUGGAGCAGCUGAAACAACAAGUUGCGCAGCUCAAUACACGUUGUCAAGAGCAGCAGCAAGAUUUGGAUUUUCUGAAGGCUCAACCAAUGGGACGGGUUGAAGAGCUGGAGCUAGAAAGGUCGGUGCAUUUGCAAAUCAUCGAAGGCCUGAAAGCUCAACUACAGCAGCAGAAAGAGAGCGAAAAUCGAAUUGCUCAGAACGAGGAUAUGAGGGAUGUAGUUGAGAUCAAGCACACUGUUCAUCGGAUUCAGUCGCAAGGCCAGAUUCAGGAUAAUGUUUGCAUCACUUCUGAAGUUCUGUUACCUCAAGAAGAUCAGGUUCAAGUGGAUAACAUCGCUAUCGCAGAGCGUGAGCCUUGCACACAAGGAUUCACCACUGAAGUAAGUUCUUUAUUUGACGAAGACAUUGAGCAACUUUCUGUGUGUGACGAGAAACAAGCAGCGAUGGAGACCGAGUUUGAAACUUUUUCAGAGUUGAUGGUACAGAAGGAAUCGCUUCUCGACGAAGACCUUGAUAAACUAGAUGUUUGUACUAAGCGUCAGAGUUUGGAGUCCGAGUUUGAGACAUAUGCAGUGGUUAUGGAAGAAAGAAGUUCGUAUCUAUCUGAGGAGGCUGUGCGCCAGAAAGUGCAUGCUAAGACCUUAGAAAUGGCUUCUCAUUUUGAACCCUUCACAGAACUCAUGGAGGGAGAGGAAUUACUUUUGAGGGAAAGCUUGGAACAACUCAAUAUUGGGACAAAAACAGUCGCUGGGUUAGAAACUGACAAUUUGGGAGUUGUAGCUAGCAGAGAUAAUCUAGACAUUAGACUCGACUUGAAGCCCGAAAUCUCGACUUCCGUGGAAUCGCUACCUGCUGUUGUAGAGGCGGAUUCUUCUUGCGUUGUUGCACUCUCCACGCAGGCAAAACUCGAAAUGUCCUCGAAUCCAUUUGAGACUGAAAGGGCAGGCCCCAAGAAUCCGGAAUCAACAUCAGAACAGGAGACAUCCAGAAACUCCAGCUCAGAAGACGUUUCGCAUCGAUGUGUGGAAUUCGUGACUAAAACCGCAACUGUAGAGUCCAUGGAGCUGUCCGAAGGCAGGGAGCUAAAUUUGUCUGCUCUGGAUAUUUUGCAAGAAGACCUGGAUGCCAUACGCGCUGGAGUCACUGAGAAUGCCUCAGUGAGGUUGGAUGCUACAGAUUCAAUUUUGAUUAACGCCGACAACAAGCCUAUUAAUGUAGAGGUAACCAAAGGUGGAUCUACCAUGGGCACCGAGAUUAAAUCGGAUAGCGAGACAUCUACAUCGGGGGGAGACGUGAAGGCGCCAUCUACACAAGACGGAGACGUGGCAAGCACUUAAUUCCCUGACUUCGCAUGCAGCACUGAUCAGACUAGUCAUAGCGAAGGGAGAAUAACCACGUCUUGAUUAGUCAGCGAGCGUUGCUGAAGAGCUACUUGUUGAGCUAGUUCGAGCCGUGCUUGCUCUGUAGAUACUCUCAAAGAAAGGACACUUCUGAAUUCAGUUAUCUGCGAGCGAGUACAUGCCUGCCGAGGCCUUUCGAUGCUUCUACAACUGGUGACGGACCCUCUUCUGCCACAACCGAACCUCUGGCUAACCUUAGGAGACGCACAGCCCUUUCUAGAUCGUCUAUCAGAAGAGAUCAUUGGUGACGGAAUCAUUUUACUGCUAAUUAACGAGUUGUCGGAGCUCUUAAAAUCCUCCUGGAUGAGAUUCCUCGCUUUCUAGAUAUUUGGACUUGGAACCAUCCUUUUAAUUUGAAAGUGGAGACGUCGUCGAAGACUCUAUAGCUUGGAACUUUCUUCAGAUACAGGACACAAGGACAAUUGGAGCCCCCUCAGAAUGCCACAAGACGGAGCACAGUUGUUACUAGAAGAUCCUUUUCUGGGUAUUUAUCUCACCUUGUUGUUGGAUUUUGCGGACGGCUUGAUCCUGACGAGAAUUGACAAACCUCGUUAUCUCUUCAAGUAUGUGGGUAUAUGUGUACACUUACAUAUUUGGGGAGAACUAAUGCCCAGCGCAUGUGGAGCAACACCGACCUAGCACAUUUUUAGGCCGGACAAGGAUGGUUAUUAGCUAGCGAUAUAUUUUGGAGUCCAAGCAUGUGGGUGAUGUUGGUUCAACCAGCGGUCUCUUCAAACCGGCCUGGAUUUUGGAAACGGGCACUAAUUUUCCCUUAGGACAGCUUCAAGCUGGGCCUUUCAAGACUUCUGCUAAUUCGGUAAUGUAGUUGAACUCGUAUCACCUCUUUAGGCACUUUUUGACCCACUCAUGCAGGUUCUCCAGCUUGUAUAGAUUCAUCGUUUCAAUCGCUAGCUUAGCUAUCCUUUCUGAUAGGCCAUAAGGAUAUUGUGAAGGAGUGGUAGUGUUUGAGUAAAUUCAAGGAAACUUUGAAUUGUGCUCUCACUGCGUUUAAUCACUAGACUAAGACACCAACCUGGGGACUUGUGUGCAAGUUCAUCGCUUAACCCCUGUAUUUAUUAUCAAAUUCAAUGAAAUUUCGCAUGUAGAUGAAUUGAUCCAAA
This is a messenger RNA of Physcomitrium patens, 5757 nucleotides long. Its product is annotated as kinesin-like protein KIN-12D. NCBI's taxonomy places the organism in Eukaryota, Viridiplantae, Streptophyta, Bryopsida, Funariales, Funariaceae. Gene Ontology annotation, biological process: microtubule-based movement. Gene Ontology annotation, molecular function: ATP binding; microtubule motor activity; microtubule binding. The record is from RefSeq and is a predicted model, not a curated record.